AUGUGGAUUGAGCAUUGGAGGAGGAUCGGGGGAUCAAACGACGCCGGAAGCUGCGACCUCGCCAAGGGAGAUAAAGAGAUCUCCCACUCCAGUGAAAGAGAGAAGACGCAGGUCAAACAUGUCAAGGAGGAUGAGAGAGGCUCUUGGAUGUGGCGAAAACUCUUGAAGCUGAGGCCGCUGGUGUAUGAGUUUAUGAGGUUUGAGUUGCGUAUGGGAAGACUUAUAGACAUCACGGGUAACGUCGGAACUUUUUAUCUGGGUAUAGCUCGCAAUGCUCGGGUCAGUGAUGCAGCUAAACAAUCAGAGUGGAGGGUUAGGGGACAGAGAAGCCAACACUAUCAUGAGCUUCAUGCCCGUAUACAGGCUGAGCCGGUACCAGAUGAAGAACGAGGGGGAGAUGUAGUGCUAUGGAAACAUUCAGAUGACAACUAUAAGACAUGUUUUUCAUCAGCUAAAACAUGGGAUCAAAUUAGAGACCGAAGGCCUGUAGUAUUCUGGAGUAAGAGUGUUUGGUUCACACAAGGAGUGCCAAGGUUCUCCUUCAUUGUUUGGUUGGCUGUGAAAAACAUAUUAUCUACCGGUGACAGGAUGAGAGCUUGGGGGAUUCAGCAGGGUUGUGUUCUUUGUGGAGAGAGUGAUGAGACUAGAGACCAUAUCUUCUUCCCCUGUCCCUACUCAUUUACGGUAUGGGAUACUCUUGCGAACAGACUUACAUGUAGCAGAACUGAUCCAGAUUGGAUGCAUACUGUGCAGUUUGUGAGCAAUAACAACCUUCAGCUGCUAGACAAGAUCCUGGUAAAAAUGGUCUUUCAAACCUGCAUCUAUCAUGUGUGGAAGGAAAGAAAUGAGAGGAGACAUCAGACUGGCUAUCGUACAGUGCAACAAGUGGUUCGAAUCGUCGACAAGGCAGUGAAGAAUAGAAUCACAUCCCUUCGGUAUAAGUCUGAGCAUAAGUUGGCUGGACUGAUGCAGAGAUGGUUUGCGGUCACAGGAUAA
This is a messenger RNA of Brassica oleracea var. oleracea, 996 nucleotides long. RefSeq lists its product as uncharacterized. The record is from RefSeq and is a predicted model, not a curated record. The transcript has 3 exons. Bases 1 to 996 code for a protein of 331 amino acids. NCBI's taxonomy places the organism in Eukaryota, Viridiplantae, Streptophyta, Magnoliopsida, Brassicales, Brassicaceae.